CGCAAUCUGAACAUAUCGAUGGACCUGGCGGGCAAACAAGAUCGAUAUGAACAGACUCAACACGACCUCGGUAUCAUUGGCUGUGACGCCAACAGUAGUGACGACCUUAUUUGCACACUACCUUAACAAAAAGAGCUUGAAAGAACACCCGACCACGCAUCUGUCGUACGAUGAGGGAUUGCAUCUAAUUCGGUCGUUCCUCGAUUACGCCUCCCACCACACCGUUGAAGAGAUCCAGGGAUUCACGGGUCAAUGGGUUCCGCAUCCGCAAUGGGUCAAGCUUGAGACUGUUACAAUUCCCGACGAGCACCUCGGCCGAGCAGCAGAAUUGAUCGAGGAAGAGCUGGGACUCGAUGGCAUCCGUCAAGUUGGCGGCAGGAAGUGGUGGCACUGGCGAGGGCCGAAAGGCCCCAUGGAGGCCGAGUGGAUUGAGAUGCGAUCAGACGCUAAUGAGCGGAAGAAGAACAACGAACCGCUGCGUCGUGUUAUGCUCUACGUGCAUGGAGGCGCUUAUUACUUCGGGAGCGUCGACGAGCACCGAUAUCAGAUGCAACGCCACGCGAGAAAGCUAAAGGCUAGAGUCCUUGCCCCGCGUUACAGGCUGUCUCCUCAAUAUCCAUUCCCGUGUGGCCUUCAGGAUUGUAUAGCGACUUACCUGUAUCUCCUGUCGAUCCAAGACCCCACCACGAUCAUACUGGCUGGAGACUCGGCAGGUGGAGGCAUGGUUUUGACUAUGCUAUGCCUUAUUCGAGAUCAAGGCAUUCCGCUGCCCGCUGGAGGCAUCCUCAUUAGUCCAUGGGGUGAUUUGACUCACUCAUUCCCCAGUGUUGCUGGUGAUGCGCCGCUAGACUACAUACCGCAAUCGGGCUUCCACCAUAAGCCAUCGAAGGCUUGGCCACCACCAAACGAUGACGACGAGAAGAUGAUUAGAGCGGAGGUAGAAAAGCGAAAGAAGAGCAAUACAAAGAAGAAUGCGCCGCCUACCGCUGAGCUAGAGCAGAAACAGCAGGCUCCCGUGGCCCCGCUGAGCGAUGGAGAUGUUAAUGUUCAAAUUGACAGCGGCGGUAUCCAUACUGAGACGGAAAAGUUUCUGACUGUUACAAUUGAUGGAGAACUGGUGACUAUGAAGGACCAGAUUCAGAUGUAUACCAAAAAUUCACUUCUGGCACAUCCGUUGGUGAGCCCCGUCAUGCAACCGACGCUGGGCGGGCUACCGCCUCUGCUGAUUACGGUUGGUGGCGGCGAGAUCCUCCGUGAUGAGCAGAUCUAUCUGGCUCAUAAGUGUGCUAACCCGGCAAAAUAUGCACCCGCGGACGAGGUCUUGACGGAGCGUGGAAGAGAGUUACUUGCCAGAUACAAGCCUACCUAUGUACAGCUUCAAGUAUGGGACGACCUGUGCCACGUUGCCCCGACCCUGAGCUUUACUAGCCCUGCCAAGUACAUGUAUAGAUCAAUUGCGCAGUUCGGUGCUUGGGCCUUGGCACGUGCACAGAACAGAGACAUUGAGAUUAUGGAUGACGAUGACAUAUCCGUUAUUACUAGCUCUGGCUCUGAUACGGAAGCUGGGCGAGACGAAUCAGAAGGGAGCCAAGAAAGGCAGCCAAAGAAUGAUACGAUGCCUGCUGAAGUUGGAAGGGCAGGAGACCCCCUCCCGCCGUUUAAGAACCACAUGAUUCGGCAGCGGAUAGCUCGCAAUGGCACCAUUUUGCCUCUCCCUCUCGAAGAAGAGCUCCCCGGCUGUACAAUGAAGCCUAGCGAGAUUGGAGUUAUCAAACAAGGCCCCGUUAGAAAGUGGCUAGAAACUAAACACCAGUACGAUAACAGAUAUGCCAGUGCAAAAGCCAAAGUACACAAAAAGCUCAUCAAAGAGAUGAUUGCUGGAUAUAAAGACUUUGGCGUCGAUGAAAAUCCGCCUCCAAGUGCCUUGGCGGGACGAAUACCUAAAGAUGCUGAGCUGCCUACAGGCAAGAGAAGGAAGAGCUUUGGUUUGGCGAUAUGGUCGCUUUGGGGAUCAAAACACGACGAGCAGACAGUGGAAAGAGAGCAGAGAGCCAACCAUGAGCCUGAGAUGGUAGCUGUUACUCCCAAUGAGACCAAUGGCGCGUCGCAUUCUGAGAAACCGGGACAUAGCCGAAGACCCUCUCGUCAACGGAUUGUACGGGAUGAGCAUCAAACCAGCAAUGAAGAGGUCAACGAGGAAACUCCCGUAGCGCAGUUGAUCGCUAAGCGCCGAGAGCAGGAGGCUUCUCAUGAUGGCCUUCUCAGCCCGGAAUACUCCCCCGAGACUGGCGUGGCUGGCAAGAGACCAUUCCUUGACGGGAUUGCUUUGCCGUUCAGCAUAAAGAAUGAUGCGGAAACGGCGAGCAUGAUUACACUGAACUCCGCAAUGACUCCUGGCUCGCGAGCUAUGAGCCCAGAGCCAGGAAUGGAAUUUGCUAGCAUCGGCCCAAAAGGGGACUUUGUCGAUGAGAAAUCUCCAGCUACAGCUAAUGGAUUGGUUGGCGAGAAUGAAAAUGAGAAGGCUGAGGUGCAGCGUCCUGGAAUGGAGACUUUUGUUACGGCGCCAGAAGACUUACCGCAAGUCAAGAUAGAGAUGUGAGUUUUAGAAGAGAUGGGCAUUUGAUAAUUCAGCAAGAGUUGGAAAGACUAGAGAGGAAGGAAAAGAGAGCAAGCAAGCAUGUGACUAGCGAUACCAAUCCACGUAUAUAGUGGCGCCUUUAUUUAAUUUGAAAUUGAAAUUUUUACUUCUUUUUGUA
Molecule: messenger RNA, 2756 nt
Organism: Trichoderma atroviride IMI 206040
Lineage: Eukaryota; Fungi; Ascomycota; Sordariomycetes; Hypocreales; Hypocreaceae
Molecular function (GO): lipase activity
Source: RefSeq, a predicted model, not a curated record